Molecule: messenger RNA, 615 nt
Organism: Cetraspora pellucida
Lineage: Eukaryota; Fungi; Glomeromycota; Glomeromycetes; Diversisporales; Gigasporaceae
Source: the annotation of a GenBank genome assembly
AUGCCUAAAAAGUAUGAAAUUCAUAUCAAACCCGAAAAGAUGGGCCUUUUACCUUCUCCAACAUGGGGCACCUUAACAAGUCUCGCAUUAUCUUAUAUACUUGUUCUCUGUGUUAUUCUUAUAGUAGAAAUUACCUCGAGAAGUUUUAAUAUCCCCCAUUACAUUUCCCAUCAAGAAAAUGCGACACCAGGAACUGUAUAUUUUGCUUUUUCGGUUACUCUCUUACUAUGGUGGUUUCAUGAAGGUUGGGAACAAGGAUUUCCUAGAGGUCGCGAAUAUAUUGCAGUUGCUGGAAUUGUUGCGAUGACAUAUGGCGACGCAAUGGCUAGUGUUAUUGGAAAGACGUACGGAAGAAAUGGUUAUCAAUUAAUUGGAACUGAAGGAAGCCGUCGUACAUAUGAAGGAUCACAAGCAUUUUUUAUUACGACUCUAAUAGCGAUUCCAUUUUUUUGGUGGUUAAUGUCUCCUCUGGAAUUAACUACUAUGGAGUAUGUUACAGGAGCACUGAUUUCUGCAUGUGUUGGUACUGCAUUAGAAUCUGUGAGUCCGUGGGGAAUGGAUAAUCUUUCGGUUCCACUUGGUGUGAGUCUUGUAUUAGCAAUUUUAGGAUAUUAG